CGCAUCAACCAACAACACACAUGGUCAUAACUUGGACUAGGUUAAAGGAGUGUAAUUGUAGAGGAAAACGUUUAUAGCUCCGUAGUUUAAAGUUUCCUAAUUUUAGUUAUUGCAUAAACAUGGACUCGAACGAACAAUAUAAAACACGACAAUGAGUUACUAAACGUGAGAGAGACAGCCAUGAGCGUGCAAAACAUUCAGCUAUCACAAAAUAAGAUCUAAAUCUACAUGGUAGCACAUAAGUCUGUAUGAAUAACCGCAGUGGGAGAAGAGCGAGGAAGAAGAGGAGAAAGAAACAAGAAAAUGCUUCAAAUGAACCUUUUGUAGAUUUAAGAAGAUGGCUCAAACAGAAAGGCUUCAGUUCAAGGAGUUUAAUUCCCGCCAGUUUUUCAGAUACUGGCAGGGGGCUGAUGGCUACACAACCUGUAAAGGCAAAUGAGUUGGUGAUUUCCUUACCUGAGAGGUGUUUGCUUACCACAACCACAGUUCUGAAGAGUUACAUUGGGGAUUAUAUAAAGAGGUGGAAGCCCCCAGUAUCUCCUCUUGUGGCUCUAUGUUCAUUCCUCAUUGCAGAGAGACAUUAUGGAAAAGCAGCAGAAUGGAGUGCCUACAUUCAAGUCCUCCCUAAGUCUUAUACGUGUCCAGUUUACUUCUCAGAUGACAUCAUGGACCUCUUGCCUCCAGAUGUUCGACAAAAGGUGUCAGUGCAAAAAGAAAAGUUCCAGGAGCUUUAUUUCUCCUCACUACCAUUCUUCUCAUCCCUUCAACCUAUUUUCACUCAGCCCAUAGAGGAGCUGUUUACAGUGGAUGCGUUUCGCUGGGCGUGGUGCAGCGUGAAUACCCGCACUGUAUAUAUGGAGCACACCCAGAGCGAAUUUCUCUCAAGGGAAAAAGAUGUCUUUGCAUUGGCACCAUACCUGGAUUUACUGAAUCACUGUCCUGAAGUUCAGGUUGAAGCAGGGUUCAAUAGACUGACUCGAUGCUAUGAGAUCAGAAGUGCCCAAGGUUGUACAAAAUAUCAACAAGCAUUUAUCUGCUAUGGUCCCCAUGACAAUCAUCAACUUCUUUUGGAAUAUGGAUUUGUUGCUUCUCGCAAUCCACACAGUGUGGUCUAUGUUGACCUAGGUACUUUGAAGUUGUGUCUUGAUGUGAGUGACAAACAGCUACAACAGAAGCUGCUCUUCCUAAAGGACAACAGUUUUCUUAGAAACCUGACAUUUGGAUUAGAUGGACCAUCCUGGAGGCUGAUGACCGCACUGAAAUUACUGUCACUGAAGCCAGACCAAUACUCCUGCUGGAAGAGUGUCCUUUUAGGGGCACCAGUGAGCCAGGACAGAAAGGAAUGGUGUCUUCUCAAUGCCCAAAUGCUGUGCCAGCAUCUCAGCAAUGACAAUACCGAUGCACUUGAGAGGCUCACUCAGAUGAAAGCUGGUGCUGAUGAGGCUCGUUUGGAGCAGCUCUGCGUGAUUGAGAAUCUCAGACGAGAGGAACGGACGAUUCUAGAACACUCCAAACAAGUUCUUCAAAGCCUUUUGUCCUAAUUAUCGCCAUGGAAACAGAACAGCAUUCCGAACCACCGUGCCGGUGUAAACAAGUAGUUGUUAAAAAAAACGAUUUUAAGGGAAAUUGUCAGGCAAAAACAGACAUCAAACCUUUUUUAUGUAUGUGGGUGACCUCCAUCCUGCUCUGUGCUAUGUGGCGUUGAUAUGUUUUAUCCAACUUUUCAAAGCAUGCCAGUAGGUGGAUUGUCUAUUCUAAAUUGCCCCAGGUGGGAAAAAAGAGAAUAAAUAAGUAAGCGAGCAUGUGUAUUCAGGAGUGUUUUGGGCUAAACCUGGACCAACCUUAGCCUAACAGUCCUUCGCCUUUAGAUUUAGAUUACAAAUAAAUGGUAUGAGAAAAGCAGGUCAGCAGUGGUGUAGUGUAGCAUGAUUAUAAACAGAAAACUCAUAUUUUGUAAAGAAUUGUUACUCUCUUUAUCUUUUUAAUGUAUAAUGCAAUUUUAUAUUUAAAAAUAGAAAAACAA
Molecule: messenger RNA, 2023 nt
Organism: Trichomycterus rosablanca
Lineage: Eukaryota; Metazoa; Chordata; Actinopteri; Siluriformes; Trichomycteridae
Gene: setd4
Product: SET domain containing 4
Exons: 10
Coding region: 249-1541 (430 amino acids)
Biological process (GO): peptidyl-lysine trimethylation; peptidyl-lysine monomethylation
Molecular function (GO): protein-lysine N-methyltransferase activity; protein binding
Source: RefSeq, a predicted model, not a curated record